ACGGUCAAGACAAUGGGUAUCAUUGACCACUCGCUCACGGUCAGUAAACAGCCAAGCAGCAUCACAUAGUGAUAAACCCCACUGGUGGUGUGUAAUAUAGGAUGGGCACCAUGACAGUCCCAUGGAGCUUCUGGAGGUCCUGCUGGUCUCUGUCCCUCUUCCUCAUCCUGGCUCUGAACACGCACAGUGCAUGGUCCUCUCCCGAUUUCUCCGUGUACCUCCACACAAUACUAAGAAACCACACUGCUCAUGCCUGCGAUGGAGACACCCUUUCUAUCAAGUGUCCCUCCAGAACCUCUGUGUCCGUCCUGUCAGCAUUCUACGGACGUCGUGUCCCCAGCAAGAACUUAUGUCCCCCUGCAAACACAAACAUGACUGAGGACAACACUGGAUGCACUUCCACUGUCGCUAUCCAGAAAGUGGUGUCGGAGUGUCAGGACCGGCGUUCCUGUCAUAUACCUGUCAUUAGCCCAGUGUUUGGUCAGGACCCCUGUCCCCUCACCAGCAAGUACCUCAUAGUGUCCUACAAGUGCCGCCCAGAGCACCACCGUACUAGGUUGGUGUGUGAAAACGAGAGACUGAGGCUGGUGUGUAAGAAUAACACUGUCCUGGCUAUCUACUCGGCUACAUUUGGCCACCUGCUGCACGGGAGUCCCAACUGUCCUCAGGAAACUGCACCACAGCCUGACAUGGAGUGUCUGUCACCAUCUGCCCUGAGGAAGGUGUCACGCAGGUGUCAUGGCCGAGCCAACUGCUCAGUGCUGGCUGACACUCAGAACUUUGGGGACCCAUGUUUUCCUGGCACCAGGAAGCACCUGAGAGUGUCCUUUACAUGUGUUCCUCGAUAUCUCUUGGAGGAUGUGCGACGGAGUGGCUCAACAUCAGACCCUUUCUUGAUCUCAGACUACACACAUGGAGGCUGGUACACUGGCCCCGGCGUCAUCAGGCCUCAAAACGUGCUUUAUACCAACUCUCUGGAAAUUUUUGACAAAAUACUGGGUCUUCCAGAGAGAGUGGCCCUCUACUUUGUCUCAGGGAUCUGCGCUGGUCUAGUCUUCCUGCUCUGUCUGUUCGGCCUGCGCUCCACCUUAGUGAGGGACGUCAAGGACUUGGCAACAGAGCUGGGGGAUGAGCUCAAGGCCAGCCGCAGACCCCGCCGGGAAGUCAUGGAGGACCAGUAUGACGACGACACCUCUGAUGCCUCCUCCUUCCGCCGCCUCACCCAGUCCUACCGUGCGGCGGAUAUCUUUAGUCCAGCGACCAUGACGGUGGAGAUGGUGGAGAGGGAGGGAGAUGAGAAGGAGAUGCCCAAGUUCGGAGACAUCUGGCCCCACAGGGACUCCAGCCCAUACGCCAUCCAUAAGAUAAUAGGGAAUAGAAUAGAAUAUCCAUAAAAUAAAAGCCUGCAGUGCCCGAGACUCCACAGGAGUAGAGUAGAAUAGAAUCAAAUUGAAUAGACAUAAGAUAAAGGCCAGCAGUGUCUGAAUAUCUAUAGGUAUUUUAUUGUAUUCUAUAGUACACACAAAAUAAAAGGCCUGCAAUGCCUGAGAAUCCACAGGAAAGCUUGUGGGAACAGACAGCAGCAACACAUUAAUCAUAGACUGAAAAUGAAUCUUUAGUAGACAUUAUUUUCUUAUAAUUUCAUGUUAUCUAUCUUUCCUUAAUGUACGUUUUAUAUGAUAUGGUGUCCUAACCUCAUUAUAUUCAGAUAACUGGAAUGAAGCACACACAUAAUAACAUGUUCAACAUGUUUUUGGUUGGUGGGUUUCAAUAAACAUAAUAACUUUUUGCCUAGAA
Messenger RNA from Oncorhynchus nerka (sockeye salmon), 1797 nucleotides. RefSeq names its product protein eva-1 homolog C. Bases 102 to 1394 code for a protein of 430 amino acids. Lineage: Eukaryota; Metazoa; Chordata; Actinopteri; Salmoniformes; Salmonidae. The transcript has 8 exons. Gene Ontology annotation, molecular function: carbohydrate binding. The record is from RefSeq and is a predicted model, not a curated record.